CACGUAAAUAAACAGUCACUAGUUGUCAUAGCAGAAGUAAAAGUGAAGUUGACAAUAAUAAAAAACAAUGAUCCUGACACGAAAUGAGAAUGUAGUAACAAUGUAUGUAGUUUUUUUUGUGUUGUGUACAUUUGGAAUCAAUGGGAAACCUUCGCUGACUUUCAACCUGCCAGCCCUUGGACCUUUCAGGAAUUUGGGGAAGGACCACAGGACAAACUUGAAGAGUUAUAGCGGCAAAAGGGUGGACAAGGACUCGCUGAGGAUGGUAUAUUUUCACGAUCUGACGGUGGCUGUAGUAGAAUUGGGACCGAACAAGUUGCUUUUGAACUGCGAACUUAUAGAAAUUUUCGAGUCUAAUGAAGUAGUCGACGUCUUAGGGGAAUUGAAAGCAGUGGCAAGACCAGUAGGAAUCACUUUCGAUGAGAUGAUCACUCUCAUGAAUCAGUGCAAACAAAUUGAAGAAAUGCAAAGGUCUCACAUCCACGAGGAGUUACUAAAAAACGAAUCUGUCGAUCUUGAACAAGGAAGAGGUUCAAAAAAUCCCUUAACUCUACUUAGUGGUAUCAUUCCGGGUACAAAAUGGUGUGGGGCUGGCGACAUAGCUAAAAAUUACUUCGAUUUGGGAGCGGAACCUGCAGUAGAUACUUGUUGUAGGGCUCACGAUUUAUGUCCUGUUAAAAUAUUACCAUAUAUGGAGAGGUACAACUUGACGAAUAAUUCAAUAUAUACGAAAUCACACUGCAAAUGUGAUGACGAACUGUUUAGGUGUUUAAAAUCGGAAAAUAGUUCUAACAGUGCCAACAUCAUGGGAGCCAUUUACUUUAAUGUUGUCCAAGUGGCGUGCUUAGAAGAUACCAAAAAUGGAAAACGAUUUAGGACUGCCAGGAAUAAUUUUUAGGUCAAUUUGAAUUAAGAUAAAAACGUAUUUACUAUCUCUUUGUGCCUUUCUCCACAAUGAUUGAAAAUGUACACACAUGUAAAUAAUUCAUUAUACCUUUAUAAAAGUAAA
Molecule: messenger RNA, 1009 nt
Organism: Leptinotarsa decemlineata (Colorado potato beetle)
Lineage: Eukaryota; Metazoa; Arthropoda; Insecta; Coleoptera; Chrysomelidae
Gene: sPLA2B
Product: phospholipase A2B
Biological process (GO): arachidonate secretion; phospholipid metabolic process
Molecular function (GO): A2-type glycerophospholipase activity
Source: RefSeq, a predicted model, not a curated record